AUUUUGGUUUCUUUGGUAAAAAAAAAAUCAUUAGCUGCAUAAACUACAAAAAAGGGGUGUUCUAUCUCAGCAAGUGCCGAUACUUUAAAUAAUUAAGGCACACAAUUUAGAUUUAUCUUUGUACAGCAAAACAUUACUUUUCCUAGAAAUUUCAGUACUUUUACCUUAAAGGUAGGUUUUGAAAAAUCCCCAAGUAAUAUUUUUUGUCUACAUAUCCUUAUAUAGUAUUUCCCAAAUCAGACCUUAAAAACUAUAAAACCUGAAAUAAAAGUACAUAAAUGUUAAGGAAGUUGCUGCGUCAUUAAAUUAAAAUUAGAAUAAAACAUUGAAUCAAAGUGCAGGGACCGAUCACGCAAUGAUGCGUGAAUAGAAGAAAAUUGCUUUUUUCCCCUUGGAGAAAAGAUCAUGUUGGCAGGUAAAUCCCCCAUAGAUCGAGUACAUUUAAUUACCAUGGCACACCCUAUAGAAAAAUUAUAGCUAUAAACCUAUCUUAGCCUAAUUUCAAAAGCCAACUCUGCGAUAACAUUUUCCAACCUGCAGAUAUAAGUGUUGCUGACAGAUCUAAAUGUUUAAUAGCUUCCUUACCAGCAUACACAUCCCUUACUAAUGACAUAAUACAUGGCUUAUAAAACUGCUUACGGCUAUAUGAAGUAUAAUAAAGUAUUAUGAGAUGGUGUUGUGACAGCAAUUACUAGUGCUUAUGUCAAACAUCCGUACUUAUUCCACUAUCAUUACAACAUAUUGUAACAAAAUAUGCAUAAUGGUAAAUGCUCAUGACUACAUAUACAUGUUAUCUCUAAGUCUGGUUAAGUACAAAUGUGUUGAUACAAAUAGAUAUUUUUAUCCUACUUUAAAAAAAACUUUUAAAAUAGAAUUGAGAGAACAAUGCUGAUGGCUGGGUUACUGUGUUACUUCACAUAUCCCACCACCCACAGUCUUGGAGAUGGUUCUCAUCCUCUCCUCACCGCUAGCCUGGUGAGGACCCUGGAGAGGACCCCGGGGAGUAAGGACCAGAGUCAAGUCCCCUGACUGUGAAGGUGUGCAGCUUCUAUUAACACUUUGUCAAGGUCUAUAAAUGCAGAGAACAAGUGCUUUUUCCAAUUAACUUCCUGCAGUUUUUGAGGUGGGUCUGGCAAAAAUGCUUGUACCUGAGGAUAGAUGCAGUCGGAUUUAAUUCACAUGAACCAACAUCUUGGUGACCCCGCUGUCCUUGUUAACCUUUUAAUUAGCUUCCCCGUCAUUUCAUGAUGGAGCUCCCAGCUAAUGCAGCAGAUGCUUUCUUUGGCAGGAGUUCCCAGUUGGCAGAGGUAUUGAUUGAAAUUUUUACACACAUUACAACACGGCAAUAAACUGAAGGAAUCUAUGAAGUCAUAAACAACACUUUCAACUAAUUUUGCAGCCUUUUAACACCAUGUUCAAACAUGCAGCUUAAUAUGUAACUAAAACAUAAACUAAAUUAUUUGAGAUCCAAUCCAUGUGUUUCCUACUGGAAACAAUUCAAGCCAUAAAAGAGAGAUGAAAACAGAAUGGAAAAAAAAGGCUUCCCAUUUUGGUGUUAAUUUUCCUCCCUUUAAAAGGCACUUAAGGCUAAUAUGACGUUUUCCCCACCCACCCACACGGAUAUACCUAUAUAUUGAGGGCAAGUUGAGAGUAUUUUACUUGAUCUAUGUCUUAAACCAAUUGUUUAAUGGGUUUUAUCCUCCAGAUAUACUGACAAAAAGGCAGACGACCAUCGCUUUCACAAUGGAUUCAAACCAGCAGUUCUGAUUGGCUGAAAGUCUUAUGGCACAUUUGUGAGGCUGGAAAAGGGGGGUCAGUCUUCAUUGUGGCAACUUGCUAGGUAUGGCACUGAGGAGAGCCAAAUACUGCCAGGUUAGUGAGUUUUGCGGGUAAUAUUCAAGGAGAUCCGAUGAUCAUCAAAGAGAUUAGGAUAGUUUUGUGAUGUAUGACUAGCCAGCUGUCAGCGGCAAGUAGUUCUCCACUCAAACUGAACCAUUAGCAGUGAACCACACAUUGCGCAGAGUUUUUUGUACAUCACUGAAUCAGGAAAUCAGUCCAGAGCCAAUGUUUCUACACAUUUUCCUCAACGCAGGAGUGUUCAUUUUCCUUUCUUCAGUUAGAAAAAAGGAUCUCUUUUCAAAGUGACAAGUGGAUAUUAGUGGAUCUUGUCUUCAUUUGAUUUUCUUUUGAAUUUAAGAGAAUCUGGGAACUGGGACUUUUCUUGAAGCAUAUCUAAAGGUGUCAAGUGUCUACAAUGAGGACAGCAAGACAUUCUUAAAUAGAGAAAACAGUUCAACAUCACUGCUAUGUAAAGGAGAACUGUGAUUAUUUCAAAGCAAAAGUUAUGAAAAAAUAACUGAAGAUUCAGUAAAAACAAAACAAAAAUAUUCAAGAUGAAUAGUUCUUCAAACUGUACAUAUGACUUUGAAAAUGAUGAGGAGGAUUUUCUUGCCUUCCAGUAUGUGAUAGAAAUUGGAAUCAUAGGGCCAAUGUGUAUAUUUGGUCUCAUCGGCAAUGCCCUCUCCUUUGUCAUACUGUUCAGAGAAAACGGGAGCUCUCCCACUUUCUUCCUCCUAAGAACUGUUGCUGUAGCCGAUAGCCUGAUGCUGGUAACUUCACUGUUGAUGUACGUGGUACCGGGACUAAUGCACUACUUCAAAAUGGACAGCUACUCACAUUACAAGGCGUAUACCGCGGUGUCAAUUUGGCCAUUUGCUAUGAUGGCGCAGACGUCCACGAUAUGGAUGGUGCUGGUGGUCGCCAUUGAACGCUACAUUGCCAUCUGCUGGCCCACUAAGGCAAGGAUGCUGUGCACCAUUUCUCACGCACGGAAGGAGGUAAUCGGGGUGACUAUUUUCUCAGUGUUGUUCAAUAUUCCAAGAUUCUUUGAAAACUACAUCACAGAAGAUGGGUGCUCUAUGAAGAUGAGUUUUGACUUCACAGAGCUGUACAAUAACCCUAACUACCGAAUAUUCUAUACAGUGGUCCUCUACUCAUUGGUCAAUGCGGUCAUCCCUCUCAUUACGGUCAGUUUUAUCAACAUUAACCUAACAUGCUCACUGCGCCAGGCCAGCAAGGCAAGAAAGAACAUGGGAGUUCCGAUUAAAGUACUGGAGAAGAAAAGUGAGUCCUCCAUAACUUUGGUGUUGGUUUUGAUAGUUGUUGUAUUCAUUAUUUGCCAAGUCCCUGCCAUGAUAACUCAUAUAUGGGGUGAAAUUAUUUACCACCUGGCGGAACACUCUACUCUGAUGAACUAUAGAUAUUUUGCUGUGUUUAGCAAUGUUAUGGUCAUUCUGAACUCUUCUCUGAACUUUCUGAUAUACUGUGCUGUUGGGAAGCGGUUCAGAAAACUCCUAAAAGUCGAGUUCCGCAAGUUGUGUUGCAGGAAGUAUCAAUACGUGCCAUCGCAUUCAUUUUAUAUGGACAAGACAGAAUUGACGACAGUGUCAACAAAGAGACUCACGUGUUCUCACAGCAAGUCUUGUUCAUCCAGUGAAAUGGAGGAGCGCAAGGAAACACUGACGCAUGUUCUUUCAUAAAAGAUAAUUUGGUUACAAUUUCAUUACCCCUAUAGACAGUAUGGAUCAUGUUCAGCUUCUUUUAUCUUCCCUAAAAUGUUUCUUUAAAAUAACAUGGAUUUGCACUUUCAUUUGAUGAUUAGGCUUAAUUUGAAAUUAAGUCCUUAUUCAAGCAUUAAUCUAUUGAAGUUCACUUGCAUAAUUAUUUAGAUAUUGUUUAAGCAAUGGGCUACUCUGAUCUAGCUACAGAAGAUGAUUGUGAUUUUUAAAAAAAACCUACUUAUACGCCUGAAUUCUUCAUAUUUCUAUAGAAAUGGAAUGCAUCUGUAUCGCUGAUGGGGAUUUACUGCUAUUAAUCAAAUUGGUUUCAUUCUACAAGGCAAAUUUAACAAAAAUACCACACAGGAAUUGUCUUAAAAUAAUGGAAAUUGUCAAAAACACGGUAAAUCCCACCUAAUGACACUUAAGGGAUAAAUGGCAUAACUGCAACUGCUGAAUAAAUUCUUAAUGUUAUCGAUGAUUUAGCCUUAAAGAUAAUGAAUUCAAGAUGCAUGCAGGAUUUCAGAAUGCUAGCAACAGACAGAAUGUAUUGAUUGUACCAAUUUUACUGAAAAAUAAAAAGUUUUUGUAUUGCCAUGUGGUACAAAGCAGUGUUCUCCCGAAAAUUGUUAACACCAUCCAGACAUCAUGUCUGACAUGGAAUGGCUCUUUUUCAGACAAUUCUCAAUUCAUGUCAGACAUAUUUGUGGCAGCCAUUAAAUCGGUGAAUUCAUGAAACCAAAGGCUGAGUAAUUAUUACUAUUAUACCACUGGAAACGCAUACCAGGUCGUAAAAUUACUUCACCUGAUGUCUAGCAGAGAUCAUGAUUUCAAGUUUAAUAUAUAAUUUAUGAAACUGCCAUAGAGAAGACAACAUAAUAUAUUUCAGAACUUCUACCACACCAGCAGGGUCAUAAUGGGGAAUCUUACUUUUAAUCAUUCACAUAAAACUAUUGUUUUAUAGAAGAAAAAAAUGAAAUUAUUUUGUCUUGAGUCAUGAGGAUCCUCUGAACUGAUAAAUCAUUAUGGGGAAUCUCACUUUUAGGAACAUUCUGUUUUAUAGAAGAAAAAAAAAAAUGAAAUUAUUUUCUCUCGAUUCAUGAGGAUCCUCUGAACUGAUAAAUCACAAGAAAAAAUGUCUGUCACAGUAAAAACUGGCAGAAAUGUGAAGAGAAAUUCAUAAUUAUGUAAACUGUAGGGAUAAAUUGCUGUUAUUCAAGCCAUUUGGUCUUUCCAAUGAUUUUACUGCUCUAAGAGUUUAAUUUUUUACAUAGCUUGAAAUCAUAAAUGCAGCCUCCCAUCUCUCAAUAUGUACCACCUCCUCCUUGCAUGUGGCUUCUUUUUUGUCAUAACUGUGGUGAUGUUUCAAAUAUAUCUCUAAAAUGAUGGAUGCUUGUUGCUUUAUUGAUCAAUUGACAACAAGUUUACACAGUUCCACUGUUCAGAUACUGGAUAGGAAAAGCACUGCA
This is a messenger RNA of Lingula anatina, 5026 nucleotides long. Its product is annotated as FMRFamide receptor. Gene Ontology annotation, molecular function: G protein-coupled receptor activity. Lineage: Eukaryota; Metazoa; Brachiopoda; Lingulata; Lingulida; Lingulidae. The record is from RefSeq and is a predicted model, not a curated record. Gene Ontology annotation, biological process: G protein-coupled receptor signaling pathway. Gene Ontology annotation, cellular component: membrane.